Molecule: messenger RNA, 926 nt
Organism: Colletotrichum navitas
Lineage: Eukaryota; Fungi; Ascomycota; Sordariomycetes; Glomerellales; Glomerellaceae
Exons: 2
Coding region: 205-882 (225 amino acids)
Source: RefSeq, a predicted model, not a curated record
GAUCGAGCAAGCAUGCAUAGUGUCAGUUUCAUCGGCGAUGCCUCCUGAGCAUUAUACGAUGUACGACGUCGCCGUUCUUUCACGCACACACACACACACACACACACGCACGCCCUCCGCUCUCCCCUUCUCUGUGAGCGUACGCCCGCGGCUGGCACUGUCACGCUCCGUCGGAUUUAUCAGAUUUCAUGGUAGGGUGAAUGAAUGACGUCGGUCGCCAUGGAGGAGUGUAAUGGUAAAAGGGGGUGGGGGGAGGGGGUUGACGGACACGGAGUUUUGGGGCCCUCGGGACCGUCUAUCUAUGCUCGCUAUACUCCGUAUAGGCUUGCAAUCUUAGUGUAUCCGUACAAAUACAUACAAUAUAUCGGUUACUAUGUGCCAGAAGCCCACACGCAUUCCCACUUUGCUUGGGGGGCAAUGCUUCCAAUCUUGAACGUACAUUGUACAUUACUAUAUACAAAACCCAAUACUUGGAUUGGAGGGGUCACGACGCCAAGACUCAACUCACAAUGUUUAAGAAGGGCCGAGUCGAGUGCUGGACUAGACUAUACUUUCGGCCAGGACGAGAAAGUGACUUUGAUGGUGCGUGCGGUUGCAUUCCGCGAGAUGACGAAGCAGGGCGCUAGUCGCCGAGGAGAUUCUUGUCGGUGCUCACGCAACGCAAGCGUGCCCUUCCGCUGGGUCACAAACAUCCAAGCUGCCACAACCCGACGAUCUCGUUCUUUCCUCGCAUUUCCCAGUGGGACUCUGCCAGGUGGUGGUGGUGGUGCUCGCGGCAAAGGAGGCGGGCGGGCGGCGGGGGCCACGGCUCCCGGUCCUCUACGAAUACUCAAAACGCCAACGAGGCAGGCCUUGACGAGCGGUGGCGGCCCUGGUGGAUAAAACGCCCUGGGGUAAAGUUGCUUCAAGGGGUCUUGGCCCGCCGG